CUUUCCGGAGCGAGAGUGCCUGUGGUGGAAACGAAAGAGAGAGAGGGGCCAUGGCUGCAUGAUAUUGCUCCCUUUCUCUGCCGAUUCUCAGCCUCAAAUAUCGUGUUUCUUCCUAAAGGCGGUUUCCGGUUUUCGGAUUCUGGUUUUCUCCCGAGCUGCAAUCCGCCGUGACCUGAACUGAGCUUCUUCUACUAGGCGGUUUUGUCGACCUCGCAGCCGAAUUGCAGGUGCCAGUUCUACUUCUGCUUGUUUUGUAUAGGCGGUUUAGGGUUUCGGUUCGUUCGAGGCUGAUUUCGGCAGUAAAUGAUCGGACGAGUACGGAAGAAUCGCGUUUUCCACGGGAUUUGCAGAGAUUUCUUACCCCUUUUGCGAGAUACUACUGGCGCUUCUCUCGAUUCGGAGAGAAAUUUUCAUGCGAAUGCGAGAAGGGUAGGGUCUGCCGAGGAAUUCACUUCCGAUUCUCGACUUUCUUGGACAGAUCGGGUUCUAUUUUUUGCGAAUUCGAACCUUCAUGGAGCAGAAUCGAAGUUCUAGCACUGGAUCUGGAAAUUCCGGACACUACGGUCCGGAAAUUGCCGAAACCUUCCAUUUCAGCGAAGAUAUCCAGAGCUUGAUGACGGAAAACAUCCUCCAACCGGCCUUCGAUCAGCCACGGGAAAACGACAGCUCUUUCACUGCCCUCCUCGGACUUCCGACUAACCAAGCCCUGGAACUUCUACACAAGCCCGAAUCCGUCGAGUCUCCAGUGGUCCCAUCCGGCGAGAUCUGGAGAAAUCAGAAGCCCGUACCGUUUUCCUUCGCCGGAACCCCUACCUUCCCUUCAAACGCAGCUCUUGUGGAGCGAGCGGCGAGGUUCUCCGUCUUCGCCGAGCAAUCGCCGGAGACGAGCUCCGACCCGUCAAAUUCCACUGGGAAAUCGCUGAAAUUGAAGGUCGAGCCAACGGAUUCCCACUCCAACCCCAAUUCCUUGCCGAUUUUCUCCGGCCCGACGCUUCAGAAUCGGCGAUCGGGGAAAAGGAAAGAAGGGGAGAAGAGCAAGGUGAAAGCGCCCGCGAAAAAGUGCAAAAGCGAUGAAGAAGGAAACUCGAAGAAGAAAACGGAAGAAAGCGAGAAGCUUCCUUACGUUCACGUUCGUGCUCGUCGAGGGCAAGCAACUGACAGCCACAGCUUAGCGGAAAGAGCGAGGAGGGAGAAAAUCAACGCUCGGAUGAAGCUCCUUCAGGAACUGGUCCCCGGUUGCAGCAAGAUUUCCGGUACGGCAUUGGUGCUGGACGAAAUCAUCAGCCACGUACAAUCUCUACAACGUCAAGUAGAGUUCCUAUCCAUGAAGCUUGCUUCGGUUAACCCAAGGAUAGACUUCGGCAACCUUGACAGCUUCUUUUUAUCUACGGAGAAUGGAAGUCUCACAACAGGUAACGGAAUGGUAGCGCUUGACCCACUGCUGUUGCCAGAAUUCCAGCUUAACACAUUGAGACGGCAGCAGCAAGCUGAUGCAGUACUCCCACAGUCAUGGUGGGAAAGAGGAGACAACCCCGUCUUUAUCUCUCCCGACUCAGGUUACAACUCAGCACUUUCAGUUUCUCUACAGUCGAACGGCUUGAAAAUGGAACUUUGAAGAAGCUGGAGUAGAGAUGGGUUGGUAGCUUGAGCAGUAGUGUACAUAUCAGAAAUAUUGUUAGGAACGUAGGUGCCAAUAGCUCUCAACAUAUUCUUAGGGUUGCCAUUUCUCUGCUGUUUUGGCAGAAUCGAGCCAAACCCUAAUUUUUCAUUUUAAGUAGAAAGAGAAAAAUGAAAUAUUAUAUAUUGUUAUAUAUAAUUAGUUAGUACUGUCUUCUAAUCUUCUCAGUCCUGUUUUCAUUGGUGGUCUCAUUAAUUGGCAUUUUAAGGGCCGUUGGAUGUUAUAUAUACUUAGUCUUUAAGAAGGCUCUUAUACUCUGGCACUCUGAAAUUGUACCCAGGGACAUGUAUUUAACUCAAAUUGAUCUAACUAAAUUGUGGAA
This is a messenger RNA of Magnolia sinica, 2000 nucleotides long. RefSeq names its product transcription factor bHLH48-like. The coding region runs from base 512 to 1615 and encodes 367 amino acids. NCBI's taxonomy places the organism in Eukaryota, Viridiplantae, Streptophyta, Magnoliopsida, Magnoliales, Magnoliaceae. The record is from RefSeq and is a predicted model, not a curated record. Gene Ontology annotation, molecular function: protein dimerization activity; DNA-binding transcription factor activity. Gene Ontology annotation, biological process: regulation of DNA-templated transcription. The transcript has 7 exons. Gene Ontology annotation, cellular component: nucleus.